CACAGCUGAUCACGUGAUGUGGUAAAAGGCCAAUCACAGCGGCCUUUUACCACGUGAUCAGCGGUGUCCAAUGACACGCUGAUCAGAGGAAAAUGCAAGUGCCGGUUCUCGGCUGCACUUUCCUCACGCAGGCACUGAUGAUCAGUGCCCUGAUGAUCGGUGCCCAGCAGUGCCGCCCGCAAGUUCCGCCCACCUGUGCCCAGCAGUGCGCCCACUAGCUCCGCCAACCUGUGCCCAGCAGUGCACCCACCUGUGCCCAGCAGUGCACCAACCUGUGCCACUCUGCAGUGCCACCUACCUGUGCCCA
Staurois parvus is the source of this 307-nucleotide messenger RNA. The record is from the annotation of a GenBank genome assembly. Lineage: Eukaryota; Metazoa; Chordata; Amphibia; Anura; Ranidae.